UACAGUCACAAUCGCAAGCUUCAUGUCAAUUGUCAAUGUCAACCAUGAUGUCAUGUCAACAAAGGUGGAAAAUGUGCAAAAUGCAAAAUACCAAUGAUGGAAGGAAGUAACAUUAACAUUUACUGCCCAAAUUUUUGAGUGUAUUUUCACAGUAAGAUAAUCGUUGUAAAUAAAAUGAUGUGCGAAGAACAAUAGUCCUUUCAACAACGAUUUGUUUGGCAGGUCCCGAUUUUGUUGUGGCAUUAUAGUGUUGUGCGGUUAAAUAAAAAGUAUUCAGGGGAUUUAAGUAGAAAUUGGGGACUGUGGAGCAGAAGCUGGAAGCUUCAUGGAAUAUUGAUUUUUGUGGUUGACAUUCUUUUUACAAAACGGUUAUUUACGUUGACUUGGAAAUGCAAUGUGUUGUAGGUUGUGAAUGCGAUUGUAAUGUAACAAAACAAUCCUAACCUAUUUUGGUUUUUUGUUAUGGUUUUGUUGGUACCGAAAAGAAUAAAAAAAAAUGAUUUUCUUUAAACCGUCGUGGGUAACACAUGAAGUCAAUAAGCCUAUAUUCUCCGUGGAUAUUCACCCAAAAGGGGGUCGCUUUGCCACAGGCGGCCAGGGAGGAUCUGGUGGUAGAAUAGUAAUUUGGAAUAUCGCACCAGUUCUUUCAGAAAAUGAGGAAAAUGAUCCAAAAAUCCCAAAGAUGUUAUGUCAAAUGGACAACCAUUUAGCUUGUGUGAAUGUUGUAAGAUGGAGUAAUGAAGGGCACCUGCUUGCAUCAGGUGGUGAUGAUAAACUUGUCAUGAUUUGGAGACUUACAAGUGAAGGAAGUUCUUCAAUUUUCGGAAGUGGUAAAGUUAAUGUUGAGACAUGGAAAUGUGUUUACACAUUAAAUUCUCACAAUGGGGAUGUUUUGGAUCUGGCUUGGGCACCGCAUGAUGGAUGGUUAGCAUCUGGAAGUGUAGACAAUACUGUAAUAAUAUGGAAUGCUCAAAAGUUCCCAGAAAAGGUGGCAGUCUUAAAAGGACAUACAGGCAUGGUUAAAGGAGUUACUUGGGAUCCUGUGGGAAAAUAUAUUGCGAGUCAAUCAGAUGAUAAAUCAUUGAGAAUAUGGCGAACUUGUGACUGGAUGCAGCAGGAGCUAGUGAAAGAUCCAUUUGUUGAUUGCUCGGCAACUACACAUGUAUUACGAUUGUCUUGGUCACCAGAUGGUCAAUAUCUUGUAUCUGCACAUGCCAUGAACGGAGGAGGUCCAACGGCACAAAUUAUAGAAAGAGAAGGUUGGAGGCAAGAUAAAGAUUUUGUGGGUCACAGAAAAGCGGUAACAUGCGUCCGAUUCAAUUCGAAUAUUUUGAAAAAAAUGUCACCCGGAAGUCCGAAAAGUCAACAGUACUGUUGUUGUGCCAUAGGUUCACGAGAUAGAUCUAUAAGUGUUUGGUUAACAUCUUUAAAAAGACCAUUAGUUGUUAUUAAAGAUUUAUUUGACGAUAGUGUGUUGGAUAUUUCCUGGAGUAGCAAUGGUUUGUAUCUCUUUGCUUGUUCGUGGGAUGGCAGUGUAGCGUGCGUUAUUUUUGACCAAAAAGAAAUUGGAAUACCUUUAUCAAUUAAAGAAAAAAAUGACCUAUAUGAACGAAUUUAUCACAAAUCUCUGCAAAAAAGUUGGAAUCUAAGUUUUAGUGGAACACAAAUUGUUGAAAAUCCUGAAUUAUUAACUGCCAUUGAUAAAAUAAAUGAAACAAGUAACACUGCCAGUGUUAGUUGUGAAUUACCAGAACCAGCGUCAAAAGAUGUGUCAUUUGAGUCUCCAAAAGUUAGUACCAGCAUUUUGGUUGCAGCUAAUAAACAGGUUGAAACAAGAUUGCCGUCUGGUAAAAGACGUAUUACACCAAUGUUACUUACAUCAGUUCCAACGAGUAAUUCAAAUGAAGCAAUUAAUAUUACUGCAAGUUUUAGAACCAAUUUAGAAGUUCCUCCCAAAGAAAGUACAUCUUUUAGUAGCUCUUCUCCAACGAAGAGUAAAAUUGUUGUUGAAACUGUAACAGAUCAGAGGAAGCAACCAACAUUUGGUGGUUCAUCCGUGAAAGCUUAUUCAGUGGUGAAUGAAACAAAUAAAUUAAUGGGUACUCCCCCAGGAACUCAGAUUAAUCAGCUGACGUGUUGUGAGGUACCAGGGGAUCAACCUAUUGUUCAGUUUAUUAAUAUAUUGGAUCCUUUAAAGUUGCCUUCAGGCGUCGCAGUGACAAAACAGGCUGGAAAUAUAAAAAUUCAGGUAACUAAUAACUGCCAUAAAACGUCCAAAGGUUCUUUAGCAGGUAUUGAAGUUUAUAAAAAUAUGAAUGAUAAGGAACCAAACUGGGAUACAUACUUAGGUUCAACAGUAAGGUGUUUAGCCGCCAACAGAAAGUUUAUUGUAGCGUGCUGCGAAGAUCUUAGUAUUAAUUGCUAUGAUAUUAAAUCUGGCGCUCGUCCACUACCACCUAUAAUCAUUGAAGAUGUUGUAUCAUCCAUUAGUCUUUCACAAAACAGUUAUUGCUUAGUUUUAACAAAAACAGGUUUAUUAUAUAUGUGGAAUUGGGAAAAUUGCAAAAGCAUUUUAAGUCGGGUGUCAAUCAGAAGUUUACUGAGUGGUAAAGGUGUAGUCAACAGUUGUGGUUUAAGUUCGUCUAACUUACCUGUAAUUACAUUGACUGAUGGGCGUGCGUAUUCGUAUGUCAGUGAUCUACAGACAUGGGUACAAUUAUCAAAUCCACUUGAUCCCAUAAGUCGGGUUGGAGGAAGUUUUACAAAGCGGAUGUCACCACACCUACCAUUAGCAUCUUUGCAAAAAGCUAUACCAUUUCAUAAUUCUCAUGAUGCAUUGCCUUCAGGUGUUACUUUAAGUUUUCUUGAAUGCCAAAUUAUGGCCAGUUUUACAAUUCACUCCCCUGAUGAAUAUAGGCAUUGGUUGAUUGCAACCGUUAAUUACUUACUUGAUAAAGGUCCAGAAUGCAGACUGCGGUUAAUUCUAGACGAAUUGUUGGGUCCUACAUAUUCAUCGAUGCCUGCUAAAAGAAUCAAAGUGGAUGACAACAUUUUGGGUACAUCUAGGCAUGCUUUUCUUCAGGAAAUUUUAGAAAUCGUAAAAACAAAACUGCCAUGGCAACGCUUAUACAAGGAAUAUAAAGAACAACUUGAUGAAUUACUUUAAAUAUUUGUAUUUUUUCUACAUUACAGUAAAUAAUAAUAAAAAAAACUAUAUA
Molecule: messenger RNA, 3218 nt
Organism: Zophobas morio
Lineage: Eukaryota; Metazoa; Arthropoda; Insecta; Coleoptera; Tenebrionidae
Gene: Hira
Product: protein HIRA homolog
Exons: 14
Coding region: 497-3166 (889 amino acids)
Biological process (GO): chromatin remodeling; DNA-templated transcription; regulation of DNA-templated transcription
Cellular component (GO): HIR complex; nucleus; chromatin
Molecular function (GO): protein binding; nucleosome binding
Source: RefSeq, a predicted model, not a curated record